Schizophyllum commune H4-8 is the source of this 949-nucleotide messenger RNA. RefSeq lists its product as uncharacterized. The record is from RefSeq and is a predicted model, not a curated record. Lineage: Eukaryota; Fungi; Basidiomycota; Agaricomycetes; Agaricales; Schizophyllaceae. The transcript has a single exon. The coding region runs from base 63 to 581 and encodes 172 amino acids.
CUCCCUCCUUACCCUUCGCCUCGCCCGUCCUCGCCCGCCACCUCCCUCUUCUCUUCCCCACCAUGACGCGCACCGAGUCGCGCGCCACGACUUGCGCCUCCCAGUCCCGCGCCACGACUUCCUCCUCCCAGUCGAGCGCCGCGACUUGCUCCUCUCAGUCGAGCGCCGCGCCCUCGCACCCCUUCCUCGCCCUCGCACCCCUUCCUCGCCCUCGCACCCCUUCCUCAUCGUCGCACCCUCGCAGUCGCCGCCCGCCCCCUCUCGUCGCCUCCACGCGCACUCGUUGCCCCCGCUCCCUCCUCCCCUCGCACCCUCCGCCUCCGCACCCUCGCGCUCGCCUCCGCCCCACCCCCCUCGCGUCGUCCGCUCCACUCUCCCCACCCCCCUCCCUCCUCCCUCUCCGUCUCGCGACCUCCUCGUCUCCGCACCCGCUCGCAGCUGUUUCCACCCGUCACAUCCCUCGCCCGUCUCCGCUCCCUACUCCCCCCACCGUCCCCGUACCCGCAGCACUCCCUACUCUCCCUCCUCCCCUGCCCACCCCCCUCCCUCUCGUCAUCUCUGCGCUGCGCCCUCCCUACUGACAUCUCCACUCCCAGCCUUCGCGGACGCUCCUCUCGCCCAUUCUCCCCACCCUCCCUCUCGUUGUCGCCCUCGUCACAUCGGCACCUCCCUCUACGUCCUCCUUCUCGCAGCGCGCCAUUGGCUCCGCUGCUUCCCAUUUGCAGUCGUACCCUCCCUCCAUUUGCAGUCGUACCCUCCCUCCAAUCGCAGUCGCACCGGCGCCCUCUUACUCGUCGUGCCCAUCGCUCCUCCCCCUCGCCGGCUCAGCAACCUCCCCCGCACCCGCAGCACUCCCUACCCUCGUAGUCAUCCCUACUCCCCCCACCCCUCGCGCGCCCCCCGCUCCCGUCACGCCCUCCGUGUACGCCUUCCCUCCCUUCCCCUCCCU